This is a messenger RNA of Marchantia polymorpha subsp. ruderalis, 204 nucleotides long. The record is from the annotation of a GenBank genome assembly. NCBI's taxonomy places the organism in Eukaryota, Viridiplantae, Streptophyta, Marchantiopsida, Marchantiales, Marchantiaceae.
AUGACCCUCGUAUCAGAUAUUAAACUGAUAAGAACAGAUACUACACUUGAUCUUAGCCAAAAGGCCGAGAAAGCGAGCGAAAUCCCUGCUACGGGCGCCAAUAGGAACUGGCGCGACUGCGACAACCCAAACCGGAGGUCUCCGGUUGUCAAUCUCGUCGACAACGAAGCCAGCGUCUCUGCCUCUCGUUCGGUCGUAGGAUAA